Messenger RNA from Fusarium odoratissimum NRRL 54006, 288 nucleotides. RefSeq lists its product as uncharacterized. The transcript has a single exon. The record is from RefSeq and is a predicted model, not a curated record. NCBI's taxonomy places the organism in Eukaryota, Fungi, Ascomycota, Sordariomycetes, Hypocreales, Nectriaceae. The annotation marks the transcript as partial.
AUGAAAGUGAACGAAUAUCGAAAAAGAAAGGAUGGUGCGCUAGAUUUGGAGCGGAGGAGGAACCUCUUUCGCCGAGAGCUUUCUGAUGAUCAGAUCAAGCAGAUGGACGGAGUCAAUCUGAUGACUCUGAACGACACGAUCCAGCCAACUCAGAACAUACUUGAGCGCAGGAAUGACCUUUGCAAAUUGACCCGGAUCCAGAGAUUUCUCCACGCAAUCGAACAUAUUGAGGAGCUUGUGGCAAUGUUUCUUAGCGCCGACGCCAGUGGCUUCGUGGCUUUCAUCUGG